GGGGAGCAAUAAUCUUGAGCAUAAUUCCUGUGAUAUUAUUGCGUGUCACAUGUGGUUGAGAAAUUUCAUAUUUACAUUUUCGCGAUCAUCGUCUAUUCGUUUAAUCGAUUGAAGGAAGUUUUAUCACCUGGUAUAGAGAUGAACCGCGGACUCCAACUAUACCUGCAAUUAUUUCGCCAGUUUUAUACGUGUGAGUCACGGAAGUCGGAGUGUUGCACCUGCGUUCAAAGAUCGGUACAUACCUAGUGAAAGGGUCGCAGCGUGAAUCGCGGAAUAUCGAAGGGACUCGGAGUUUCCGCAGCGAUUGCGGAUUAUAGUGAAUCUUAAUAGUAAAAGAAACAAAGUCAUGGUAGGCCAGGGGGCGGCGAGGUGAGCUGAGCUCGUGAACCACCCUCGAUGCUUAACCUACGGCUGGUUUCCACUCAUUUCCUUAAGCAGCCAUAGGCAACGCCCUGCGCCUAGCUAAAAAGGGCCUAUGAUGUGCCGUGAAUGGGACAUGAUCCCAAACCUAGUUGAAUUCUACGUUCAGAAUUGAUAUAUUGUUUGGCAAAGAAAAAGAGAAAAGAAAAAAAAAAACAUAAUUAAAUAACAAAAAAAAAACCAACGGGACAAACAGGAUAACCAAAGAAGAACGAACAUUUUUCUGUUUUUUUUAUUGACAAAGUGUAUCGCUUGAACCACCCGCGCUUUCCGAAAUAUUUCUCUACGUAUAACAGAUUAAUACUGCAAAGUUCACCGUAAUUCGUAAGCUCUGAAAUAAAAAGAAGUCGAAUUCCAGUCGACGAGAGGGACGGGAAGGAGCAGAAGUUUGGAAACUCCAUAUCCACAUCCUUCGUCUUUUUUUUUUGUGUCAUUUUGAUUCUUCGUUUCGUUAUUUCAUAUCUCGUGAAUCAUAGUCCAUAAAAGAUUUUCAGGGAUUCAAAGUUUGUGUAAAUUUUUGAUUUCUCGUCUACAUUCGUUUUUUGUCCUCAAACACGGGGUCGUGGCAUGCACGGCCGAUGCAUAAAAAAGUUAGAGGAGAAACGUCAGAAGAGGUUGAAAAAAAAAAUGCUUCGUAAAUAAACUCACGGGAUUGUAAAAUAACGCGAACCCUAGUGGAAGUUUAAAAUCAUUUUGACUGGUAAGAAAGAUAAAAGAAAAGCUCAACCACCGCGACGAAACGAUCCACAUACUUCCCGAGUACAUCGCACCCUUCGGAAGAGAAAAAGUAAUUGAUUAAAUAGAAUAAGGAAGAUUGAAAAAGAAGAAGAAGGAGGAAACCAAAAAAGCCGUUGCUGUAUCGGACAGCUACCAGACUGAACAUCGGAUAUUUCAACCUGUGGAGAGUCGCGAGAGAGUGUAUUUGCGGCGGUGGGUCGCGGUGCCGGCGUAGUGGGAUGAGACGACCCCAGCAGGAUACUCAUCAUCAUCACCACAACCAUCACAACAACCACCACCACCACCAUCAUCAUCAUGGGUCAUCAGCAAGCCCUACCCGUUCGCGCCAAGCCCACGACAAGGACGAAUCUCGCCUUGCUAAGGUCAAGAGAGUCCUUGCGGUCUCCCUCCUCGGUAGAUCGGGCGGUUCGAACCGCGUUUUCGGAGUACGUCUCGAGCUAAUAGAUCCGUACCAAGACACCGGCGUCCCUUUCGUCGUUCACAGACUGUGCAGUUACAUCGAACUCAACGGUUUUCAAAGCUCCUCCGUCUUCCGAUUGUCCGGAGGAAGUCCCCGGGUCGCCGAACGCUUGAGAGCCGCCUUCGAAAGACGGGGUGACGCCGACUUGGAAGGUGCCGGUUGUCCGCCGACAGCCGCCACUUUGCUCCGACAGUACUUGAAGGAGUUACCUCAGCCCGUCGUACCCUCAACUUUGGUCGGCAGUCUUCUCAACACCCAUGCGCAAGAAUACGUGAAGAAUUACGAGAGUUGGAUCAAAUCUACGAAGGAUCUUCUGUCGACGCUUCUUCCUUCCCAUUACCGACUUCUGGGCUAUUUGACGGUUUAUUUGGGCCGUUACGAAGCUAAACAUGGCCGUGGUGCGGGAGUAUGCGGCGUCUUCGCCCCCGUCAUUUUUCCACACGUUCCACCGGCUACAAUCUUACUUCGCGAUAUCCUGGCCGCGGCGUCGGUUUUAUUUCCUGAUUGUACAAGAGAUACAACGGUUAACGGUGUAAUUCCAAACGAUUGCAGGGCCUGUAAAGGUUCGAAAGACAAUCUCAAAGAAUCCGAAACUUCGACAUUGCUGAGUGCACUGAAGCCACGCAAGCGUAAGGAGCGACGGGAAUCCUGCUGUCAGGAACGAAAAUUAGUUAGAAGUAACAGCGAAGAGCAGAUAUUAGAACCGAUUCGGAAGUCUGCAGAUUCCAUCCGGCGCGUCAGUAGCCACGAAGAUUUCAAUAGCGCAAACCACCCUACAGCAACUGCUAAAGUCGGUCAAGAAAUGGGCCAUGGAGUGCGAUGUGCAAGCCUCCCUCUUCACGAGAGAACAAAUAUUUCGCCGGUCUUUCACAAGCCGUCUCCACUUCCCUCGCCGUGCGACGUGGUUCUCGCAGCUGAAAGAUUUGAAUGCGACGCCGAGCGUCUCAGGAGGACCGAACGUUUCAGCAGAAGUGUAACACCGAGAGGACGAAGACAAGCUCGCAGAAGGAGGGUUCACAUUGAAAAAGAUGGCGACCAGGGAUCCAGCAAGGAGAACGAAGAGGAAUCAGAAAACAUGUACGCGGCGUCCAAUCAUGCAAAUAAUCGCAACGGUGCCGGUGGACAAAGUUUUUUGGAGAUGCUCAGCAGUGGACCCAGCAGAUCUCCGUCACCAGCGAGACCUCCGACCGUAGAACACGACGACGGAAUCAAUCCAAGUUUGACAAAUUGGGGAUUUCCACAUCGUCAAGCUGCUGAUGAUGAGGCGAGUGCACGGGUCGAGGCCAUGUUGUCUCCUCGUAAUUCGUUGGUUGUACCACGUCGGUUUUAUUCCGAAACCGAAGUACAACCAAGUGUUCCAAUUACAACUGAACGGGGUCUUAAAACUUUGACGAAGCAUAUUAACGGACUGAAAAAAAAGAUAAAGAUGUACGAGGAGGAGUUUGAAGAGAAUUUUGGAUACCGUCCCAGUCAUUCCGACAAAAUGAGCAACCGUGACAUAAAACGAUUGUGCUCAGAAUUGAAUAAGCUGAGAAAGGAACAUAAGCUACUUAAAGAAGAUCCCAUCGGCGCUCUCUUAGCAAAUGUUAACAAUAAAUCAACUAGCCCUGGGAAUAGAAUAAACAACAAUAACAGCGAAAAAUCAAGGACGACUUUGAUGGAAGAAAUGGUAAUAGAAGUCGAACGAAAAUUGAGCGAUAAAAGGUUGAAAUACGAUAGAUCUGACGAUAUGGACGACCUCACUCACGAACAACUUAUGGAUGAAAAAACUGCUGUGCAAAAAGCACUUCUGCACAUCGAAGGUACCUUCGGGAGGCCUGUUUCUAAGGAAGAUAGAGCAGUGGUCAGACCGCUUUACGAUCGUUACAGAACACUCAAAAGAUUGCUGAUCAGAGCAGGACCGCAUAAGAACAAAGAUAGUGUAUCGGAAUUGGCAACCAUUUUGGAGCAUGAAGCGAUGGAUUUUACAUCAUCGUCUUUGCCGAGCAAUGCUGCUGACGGCGAGAGACGUGCUAGUGAGCCAGACAUGUCGCAUCGAGGAAUCUUGGACUGCAUUGAAAAUGUGGAUCAACUUCCAACCGACAGUGACAGUCAGCACAGUAGCAGUGAGGGUAGUCGAGGUGGUGCGGAGAGCCUUCACGCUCUUCCUCAAGAGGAACUCGAAGCGCAGCAACGAGCUACUCGCGAGGAGAAAAAACGGCUUCGUAGAGCGUUGAAGGAACUUGAGGCUCAAUUCGAAGCGCGAGCAGGUCGUAGAAUGCAACGCGAAGAUCGUGGACCUCCGGUGACUACCGUUUACGAAUCUUACAAACAAGCUAAGGCAAAACUGAGGCUCAUUGACGCUCUGAUUGCCAAGAAAGCCUGACGAAGUAUUUAAGUAUGCUGGGACAGAAGACGAACUGACUUGUGAAGACUUUUCGGGUGUCGGAGCAGGAUUUUCAUAAGGUAGCACACUCUGUACUAAAAAUGAUAAUAAUACGUUCAGUUUAUCACGACAUCAGAGACGACUCAAACAGUGCGAUAGUUUUGCAGUUGAUUUUUUGAUCAGAACUACUGGUUCUUUGAAACUAUCUUGGUAGAUCGGAUAAGAUGCGUAAGUGGAGGCACUGGGUCCAAUUUAAAUUUUGAAAAACCGAAUGAAUUAAACAAAAGACUUUUUUAUCUUGGCAACGUGUUGAUAUGUACUGAAAAUUAUAAAGAGACAUUAUGCGAGUACUUAUCGAGGACAAAUUGGACUUAAUUAUUAUUAUUAUUACUACUAUUAUUAUCAUGAAAAUCGUGAAGGUCGUCUUAUGUAAAGGAGACGGUCGAAUUCGAAUAAAGAAUAAGAACUUCAACACUUUGGGGUCGAUCGGAUUACUAGGGGUGAAAACUGAUUGAAUAAUAUUUCAUUCUGAGAAUAUUUUUGUCCCUAAAUUCGCAAAUUUUAUGACUUAUUCAUGCUGCCCUGGAUUUCUUUGACAAAUUUUUAAUUAUCUGAUAAGAAUAAAAUAAUGAACACAUCCAGAAAUGAAAAUUUUUUGGUACACUUGGUCACAGAUUUUAUCCCUUUAAACGAUAAAAAUAUGAUAUAGUAUGUUAGGAAAUAGAAGAAGCUGUCCGAAGAGCAUCGAAAUAUCAUGAAUCGCGUAGAUCUGCCGCUAAUUAUUGUCGAAGACAUUAAUUUCCACGAUUUUCAUCAUCGUCCGGAUUUACUCACAGUCGGAUAGUACGUAAUAUAAUUAACGAAGGGUUUUGAAAACAUCCUUCUCGUAUAUUCGUAUUGCUAAUGAAAUCUGUUUGCAGACUUUUGUAAGAGUAUAAGAAACAUUAUCAUAAAAUACACGCACUUUACCGUAACAAUUAUAGCCACACUCUUCUACCGAUAACUGCAGUCGUCAAAUCGUAAUAUCACAGAUAUCUCAUUUUUUCUAUCCAUCCCCGUGAUCUCGCUCGUGAGAAUGUGUUAUCAUCGAAUAAUUAAAAACAAAAAACAGAAAAAAAAAAGGAAUCAUGUAUAUGAAAUAAGUACCUUAAUGAAUAUUACAUGUUGUAAUUUUAAGAGUACUAUAAAAUGUUAUGAGCAUAUAUAUAUAACCAUAUUAAAAGUUAUUAAGACCUAUUAUGACUUUUCGAGUUAUUAUUCAAUUGCAGGUGUUUUUACGCGUUCUUUUUAGUCAAAGUUUUAUAACACGUGUAAAUAAGUUUGCUUUUCAUAUACCUCUUAGAUCUGUUGGAGAAAAUAUUCGACAUAAAUAUCGUAUGACACGAAACCAAAACCAUUCUUCAUUUCCAUGGACUGAUCCCUAUUACGGGUACAGGAACUACUUUAAUUGAUAAUUAUCCAAAAGUAUUGUAAUUAUUAGAAGUCAUUUCACGAUUAUCAUUUUAUUGUUAUUCUAAGUGUUAUGACUUAAUUUGAUUCAGGAGAAUCGUAAAGAAUUUUUUAGACCAAAGCAUUUUUUAGUCUGUGAUAAUAAAAACUAUUAUGCAUGAGUCUUAUUAAGGAAAGCAUGGAUUAGUAUCUUUUCGAGUGGUUUCGAUGGAGUUAUACCGUUCGUAGAACGUGUAAUAUGAUACGGUUCUAUCCAUUUUUGGAAAUGUCAAAAUUGAAGUCUGAUUCGGCAAAUCGUGAAGCAAUGUUGGUAGCUUAUAAGAUAUAGGCGAUUCUUACAUUAAGGUGCAAUUUAUAAUAUUAUAAUAAGUUGAAUUGCGCUUCAAUGUAAACGUGACCAAUAAAGAGAAAUUAAUUUUUUUAUUUAGUGCCACAAAAGAGUUCUGAUUUAUCUAAAGACAAAUAUAUAUACUUAUAUAUAUAUACAUAAAUAGAUUUACAUAUACAAUUGCUUUUUGUGGUAGGGAGAAAGAAAAUACUAUUUAUAAGAGUAAUGUUUUUUAUAUUAUGAUAAUAUAAUUGUUUAAAAUAUUUUUUAGCGAGUAGUAAAUAAACUAAAUAUUAUAUAGAGCCAGUAGAAAUUAUAAUAUUUCAUAAGUUUCUCACCAUAUUCUAGCUGAUGCAUUUACAAAUUGAAGACGAAUUUAUCCAUCACUCAAACCUUAUCCAAUUCUAAUUGAUAAGAUAUCGAGAGUCACGUAUUACGUAGAACGAUUAAAAAAAAAAGUCACGUACACGAGUUGAGUAAAAAAAAUCUUUGAAAAUGAAUCGGCUAUAAUUAUUUAACAACAUAUCUAUAGAUGAUACACAUUAUGAAUAAUUCUCACAAGAAAUGAGUGGGCAGUGAAACUGAUGUUGAAAACUUACAAUAAUACCGAUGAAUUAAAUGAAUAAUAUUAUAAUGAUAACUUAUGUGUAGUUGAAUUGCAGACGAUAAUUGCUACAAGACAAUAUUAAUAGAGCGUCUCAUAACCAUCUAAAUUGCUUCAAACAUAUGAAUAUGUAGAUGAAAUAGUAUAUACUCCAUAAACAGUUACAAACGUGA
Molecule: messenger RNA, 6537 nt
Organism: Athalia rosae (coleseed sawfly)
Lineage: Eukaryota; Metazoa; Arthropoda; Insecta; Hymenoptera; Athaliidae
Product: protein FAM13B
Exons: 12
Coding region: 1377-3983 (868 amino acids)
Biological process (GO): signal transduction
Source: RefSeq, a predicted model, not a curated record